Molecule: messenger RNA, 1902 nt
Organism: Synchiropus splendidus (mandarinfish)
Lineage: Eukaryota; Metazoa; Chordata; Actinopteri; Syngnathiformes; Callionymidae
Gene: sstr3a
Product: somatostatin receptor 3
Exons: 2
Coding region: 110-1462 (450 amino acids)
Biological process (GO): neuropeptide signaling pathway
Cellular component (GO): neuron projection; membrane
Molecular function (GO): somatostatin receptor activity; neuropeptide binding
Source: RefSeq, a predicted model, not a curated record
GAACGGCCGAGGAUGAGCACCGGGACGCGGCAGAGCACCGGCUCCUCUCGCUGCCUUCAGUGCGCAGAUCCACACGCGUGAAGAACCGCCAAAGUCCAUCUCACCGAACAUGGACAACGUCCUGAAUGGAGCGCAUCCGUGCUGCGAGCCGUGGACCAACGCCACCAGCCCCUCACCCGACCUAUUCAACGGCAGCGUCCUGAACGAGAGUCUGGUCAACUCCACCAACUCGUCUGCGUCGGACGUCCGCUCGGGCCCGGGCCUGGCAGGCGUCCUGAUCCAGCUCAUAUACAUCAUUGUUUGCGUCAUCGGCCUGGUGGGGAACACGCUGGUGAUCCACAUCGUGCUGCACUACUCCAAGAUCGAGUCCGUCACCAACAUCUACAUCCUGAACCUGGCCAUCGCAGACGAGCUCUUCAUGCUGGGCCUGCCCUUCCUGGCAGUCCAGAACACGCUCCAGACGUGGCCCUUCGGCUCCUUCAUGUGCCGCCUGGUUCUGACCGUGGACUCCAUCAACCAGUUCACCAGCAUCUUCUGCUUGACCGUGAUGAGCAUCGACCGCUACCUGGCCGUCGUUCACCCCAUCUACUCCUCCAAGUGGCGCCGUCCUAAGGUGGCCAAAAUGGUGAAUGGCACGGUCUGGGCUCUGUCCUUCUUGGUGGUUCUGCCGGUGGUCAUUUUUGCCAACAUCCAGAAGCCCGGAGGUCACUGCAACAUCGCCUGGCCGCAACCGGCGGACAUCUGGAGCGCCGCGUUUAUCAUCUACACUUCCACUGUCGGCUUCUUCUGCCCGCUGCUCAUCAUCUGCCUCUGCUACUUGCUCAUCGUCUUCAAGGUCCGGAGCUCGGGCAAGAAAGUCCACGCCACAUCCAUCAAGCACCGGAAGUCCGAGAGGAAAGUGACACGCAUGGUUGUCAUUGUGGUGGCGGUUUUCGUCUUGUGUUGGCUGCCGUUCUACGCGCUGAACAUUGUCAACCUGCUGGUGUCGCUGCCCUCCGAUUAUCAGGGGCUGUGCUAUUUCGUCGUCGUCCUGGGCUACGCUAACAGCUGCGCCAACCCGAUCGUGUACGGAUUCUUAUCAGACAACUUCAAGCGAGGUUUCCGAAAAGCCCUCUGCCGUGCCACCAGGAAAGUUGGCAAUCAAGAGCAGGUGGAGCGCCGGCCGCCGCAGGAGGAAGCCCAGAGAGUGCUGAUGCCUCGCGAGAGUCUUCGCCGUGGAAUCAGAAAUGAUGAAGAGGAAGAGGACGUUUCGGAAGUGACUGAGAUUUACAGAAUCCCAGACAACAGCAACAAUGCGCUCCUGCCUAAGACGCCGCAGUCUGGGGCCUGUGCCAAUGAGACGACGGAGCUCUGCUCGCCCGACACAGACCCGCAAGAUCAGGGGAACGGGUCUGUGACCGUCCCCAAUAAAACCCUGCCCGAGGAGAACCAGGACUCCUCACUGCACAUCAGUUAUCUGUGAUUCAUGAACUGCUGUGACGCAUCCUCUCGAGUCUAUUCUAUUUUUGUGGGAUGUAUUUUACAAUGUUAAAAUAGAAGCAGAAAAGUGUUUUAUUUUAACUAAAUGAAAAUCAAUUGAAACACAAAAUAAAUGUGUAAUAAAUAUAUAUGAACUAUUUAAUUUAAUAAUUUAAGAAAAUAUUUUGUUGACUCGUUUAAUUAUUAAGAUAUACACGAUGAUUGAUAUGACAAUAAUUUGUACAUUAUAUGAAUAUACAUAAAUGGUAGCAUGUUAUGGUUGAAUAUCAAAAGUGAUAAAGCUGAAUAAAUAAAAUAAAAAAAUGUUAUAGAUAUUGGUAACAUGAUCAGUACUGGAUGUUUAAAAAAAUCAGAUUAAAAAAUUGUAAAUAAUUGAUGAGCUUUAAUACGUUGCUAUCAGGUGACUGAGAUGUUGUUUGUUGU